This is a messenger RNA of Dentiscutata erythropus, 1083 nucleotides long. The record is from the annotation of a GenBank genome assembly. Lineage: Eukaryota; Fungi; Glomeromycota; Glomeromycetes; Diversisporales; Gigasporaceae.
AUGUUCACAGUAUUUUUUCAAGAUCCUAUUCAAUUUAUAAAAGUGCUUGGAACUUUUGAAAGGUUGAAACAGCUGACAUUUGUACGGGAAGAGUUAAGACUUCAACCAAGUCAGCAUAACUUAGUUGCUCAGGAACAUCAAAAACUUUUAAUAAACUUGUAUCGUCAGUUAUUUGGAUUAAGCAGAUAUUACAAUAUAGAGAAUGACCUAACUGCUUCAGAGGUUAUUAAUUCGCUCUUGCAACAAUUCACUCCUGAUGAGCUUCUUGAUCAACUUCAAAGUCAUUUACCAUCUCCAGAUGACAUAAUUGCUCCACGAAAACCAAGUUAUCAUGAACUUUUUAAUGCACGUAUUUAUGAUGUUGGCACUUCACGAAGAGAUUAUAUCGCAUUAACUGGUUGUAUUCUGUGGGCUCCAUUAUGGUUUUGGUCAUUUUUACGACGAGCAUCGGGUUAUGAUAAUAGAUCUCAUAUAUUUGCUUUGAGGAUCCUUUUUGUAAUUUAUGCUUUUGUCGCAAUACAAUACCAAAUUCACAUAAUAGGUACAAUGGCUGUCUAUUCAUUGAUUUCCAUUCUUGGGUUUUCAGGAUAUAUAUAUGGAACGAUGGCGUUUAUCGGAUUCGAUUCACAAAAUUCACUGAUCCGUUGUAAAUUUGUUACUGGCUUACUUCUCUUAGCAUUUUCUGUACCUACAUACAUAUUUAACAAGAAUAUCUCUAAAUCAAAUUUGUUAGCACCUUUUGAGACUGGCAUAUUCUUUUUUUGUACCUUAACGUACCAUGUUGCAUUAUUGAUAGAUAGCAUUAAUUAUAAACAUUGGAAUCUAAUUUUAGAGAUUUUUUCAUAUGCAUUUACGUUAUGGUGUGGUACGGUAUACAAUGUUCAGUCGAUGAAAAGUAUUGGUGGGACAUUUCUGGUUUGGUGGUUUUUUGUUCAAUUGGGUAGAAUUAAUUGGCGAAAUGUCAGAAUGGUUUGGCUUAUGUUAUUACUUAGCAUUAUGUUGUGGAAGCUUUGUUAUAUUAUUCAGUCUUAUCCUGAUUACUUCUUUAAUAUCACUCGUAUUACUGGUAAAAUGUCAAACUAA